Messenger RNA from Elaeis guineensis (African oil palm), 2328 nucleotides. RefSeq names its product rust resistance kinase Lr10. The record is from RefSeq and is a predicted model, not a curated record. Gene Ontology annotation, molecular function: protein kinase activity; ATP binding. Lineage: Eukaryota; Viridiplantae; Streptophyta; Magnoliopsida; Arecales; Arecaceae. Gene Ontology annotation, biological process: protein phosphorylation.
UUUAUAUCAAAUAAUCAAGUCAGGACUCCGGAGGUUCGAUGGCUGCUCGUCAGCCAAUAUGCUAAGGAAGUAAUCUCAGCCAAUAUCCAUGUACAAGUUCUCCCCAGCUAUAAUAAAUAACUAACUCGGGGGAAGAGCCUCUCUUCCAUCUGGAUUCCGAAAAAGAAACUAUCGUGCCGUUCGUCAUGCCCUCUGGUAUCAAGUAUCUAUAUGAACUUCUUCUUGGUGCAUACAUAGCUCGCAGAUUCGAGCAAUAUUUGGUAUUAUCAAGACUGCUCUCGAAUUUUCUCCUCCUCCUGUUCUUGCUCGCCCACAGUCUCUACCUCUCAGCUGCUUCCUUCAUUGCCUACCCAGUAUGGAACUCUUCCGGAGAACUCUCUUGCGAUGAUUCCAUAGUAGAGUGCGGAGGGAAGGAUAUGAAGGACUUCUAUCCUUUCAUGCGAGUUGACCCUCUCAGCGGAUCUUGUUAUCCUCAAAUCACUUGUUCACAAAAUAACGUUGUUAUGAAGAUCGGCUCGGUUGAAUAUCGGAUCAAUCACAUCGAUUACGAGAACCAAACUCUUGAGAUGGCCAUUGCUGAUUAUUGCUUGCCCUACGACCAAUUUCAGAUCAAUUACUUCUCGGAUGUCGAGUCUUUGUUCCGCUACACCGAGCACAACAUAUUGGUUUUACUGCUCUACAAUUGCUCAUCCCGGUUGCUGGGCUUGGAUGGUGUCCAUCAGCUCUCAUGCUCCAACGACAGUACUGGCCAAUAUUAUUACACUGCCAUGGAUCUUGGGUUCUUCGGCUCAGAAUGCGCAUCGGUUACCUAUGCCAUUGCGAAUCAGAAAAGUAUGGAUCAACCGAUCAAGAAAGGUGUUGACGGACUUAUGGCACUGGAAUUUGAGGUGACAUGGACACCGCAGGAUAGAAGGGGUUUUGGCGCGUGUAUCCAAUCUGGUGGACUCUAUAGGAGCCACCCAUUCCUGCAUGAUAUGGUCUUCUGUCAUUGCCUGGAUAGCUCUACUUAUCUUCACAUUUGCCCGGAUCAAAGAGGUCAUGCAAGCAAGAUUUCAGCAAAAAACAACAUUAUAGGUGGAAUUUUGAGUACAGGAAUCUUCCUAUUUGUAUGUGUCCUCUUAUUUUAUUUUUGUUGCGAUAGACAAUUGAACAUUGCAAUCUUUCAUGGGAAGAAUGGGUCAAGAAAAGAUCCAAAGCUAGAGGCCUUCAUCGAGAUGUUUGGGCACUUGGCUCCAAUGAGAUAUAGCUACUCCGAUGUGGAGAAGAUGACCUCUUGCUUCAGUCACAAAAUAGGUCAAGGUGGUUAUGGUGGCGUGUACGAAGGGAAGCUUGAUAAUGGUUGUCCAGUGGCGGUGAAGGUCUUGAAUAGUUCUAAAGGCAAUGGCAAAGAAUUCUUCAGUGAGGUUAUCAGCAUUGGUUGUACUUACCAUGUUAACAUUGUGAGCUUACUAGGCUUUUGUUUGGAAGGAUCCACAAGAGUUCUUAUAUAUGAGUUCAUGGCCAAUGGAUCGCUUGAAAAGUUCAUUUACACCAAGAAACAAGCAAUACCAAGCCUGACAUGGGAGAAGCUUUUGAAGAUUGCAAUUGGCAUUGCACGGGGCUUAGAGUACCUCCACCAUGGCUGCAACAUCGGAAUUCUUCAUUUUGACAUUAAGCCACAUAACGUACUACUAGACGAUGAUAUGCAUCCAAAAAUAUCUGACUUUGGGCUAGCUAAAUUGUGCCGCUCAGCGGAGAGCAUCAUAUCAAUGGUGGGUGCUCGAGGAACUAUAGGGUACAUUGCCCCCGAGGUCUUCUCGAAGAAAUUUGGAGGGGUCUCUAGCAAAUCCGAUGUUUAUAGCUAUGGGAUGCUAGUGCUCGAAAUGGUUGGGGGAAGAAGAAAUCUUGAAGUUCAAGUAGACAAUACCAGCGAGAUCUACUUCCCACAUUGGAUUUACAUGCAUCUCAACUUGGAUGGAAAUUCGAAAAUUUUCAGGGCCGUGACUGAAGUGGAAGAAGAGAUUGUCAGAAGGAUGAUUCUAGUUGGUUUAUGGUGCAUCCAAACGAAGCCAACAGAUCGACCCUCAAUGAGUAAGGUUCUAGAUAUGUUAGAAGGAAGAAUUAUAGAUUUGCAAAUUCCACCCAUGCCACUUCUAUCUUCCCCCUCAAAAUCAGCGGAGCAUUCUCUGACAAAUCGUUCUCAUGAAAUAGUCUCAAUGGUCACUUGUUAGAAUAGACUUAAAAGAUUUGACUGUAUAUUAACCAUGGUGCUGUAGGCAUCCACUUAUUUCCUGUGUCGGACGAAGAUGUGUGGUUCUAAAAUAGCCUAAUAAAUCUUUGAACCUUCAA